This is a messenger RNA of Perca flavescens (yellow perch), 4020 nucleotides long. It is a transcript of the gene scyl1, whose product is annotated as SCY1-like, kinase-like 1. Gene Ontology annotation, biological process: protein phosphorylation. NCBI's taxonomy places the organism in Eukaryota, Metazoa, Chordata, Actinopteri, Perciformes, Percidae. The transcript has 18 exons. The coding region runs from base 122 to 2734 and encodes 870 amino acids. Gene Ontology annotation, molecular function: ATP binding; protein kinase activity. The record is from RefSeq and is a predicted model, not a curated record.
GCCAUUUUACUUCCGUUCCAUUUGCUAGCUUCUAGCCAUUGACAUAUAUACUAGCUAACAUUAGCUGUUUAGUUCUUCUGUCACCGUCUGUGUGUUUGAUGAGGUGUGGAGGAAAGAGGAGAUGUGGUCCUUUUUUGCCAGGGAUCCUGUCAAAGACUUUGCUUAUGAAAUUCUGCCAGACAGCCAAGAGACGUCUGGAAUAUGGACUCUACAUCGGGGGAAGCGAAAGACCAACGGAGAGCCAGUGUCGGUGUUUCUGUACGAGGUAGCACAGGGAACAGAGCAGCAAACCCAGCUAGCCAAGGCUGCCUUCAAGCGUAUGAAGACCCUGCGUCACCCUAACAUCCUGGCUUAUGUGGAUGGAUUGGAGACCGAGAAGAGCCUGUACCUGGUUACUGAGCAGGUGACACCCCUGGCAAUCCACCUAAAGGCCCAGGCAGAGAAGGGUGGAUCUGGCGAACUGGAGGUCUCCUGGGGUCUGCACCAGAUAGUUAAAGCUCUGAGUUUCCUGGUAAACGACUGCCACCUGCUUCAUAACAACUUGGGGGUAUCGGCUGUUUUUGUGGAUCGAGCUGGGGAGUGGAAGCUGGGGGCCCUCGACCACGUGGCCCCUGAACAGGGUGACCCAAGUGGGGUCUCACUCCCUACCCCCAAGGCUGUUUACCCAGACAUGGAGAGAUAUGACCCACCAGAGAUGUCCAAUAGCAGUGGGGAGAAAUGGGCAGGGGAGGUGUGGCGGCUAGGCUGCCUCAUCUGGGAGGUGUUCAACGGGCCACUACCUCGCACAUCCUCCCUUCGCUCACUGGGAAAGAUCCCCAAGGCCCUGGUCCCUCAUUACUGUGAGCUGGUGGGGGCCAACCCCCGAGCUCGGCCCAACCCAGCCAGCUUUCUCCAGAACUGUAGAGCCCCCGGGGGAUUCCUCAGCAACAGUUUUGUUGAGAGCAACCUUUUCCUGGAGGAAAUACAGAUCAAGGAGCCGGCUGAGAAGCAGCAGUUCUUCCAGGAUCUGAGUGACAAUCUGGACUCCUUCCCGGAAGACUUCUGUAAACACAAGGUCCUGCCUCAGCUGCUCACCGCCUUCGAGUUUGGCAAUGCAGGUGCCGUAGUCCUCACACCGCUUUUUAAGGUGGGGAAGUUCCUGUCAGCAGAAGAGUACCAACAGAAGAUCAUCCCUGUUAUAGUGAAGAUGUUCUCCUCCACAGACCGAGCCAUGAGGAUACGACUGCUGCAGCAGAUGGAGCAGUUUAUUCAGUAUCUGAAUGAGGCAGCAGUCAAUUCCCAGAUUUUCCCUCACGUUGUUCACGGCUUCACAGACACCAACCCUGCCAUCAGAGAACAGACUGUUAAGUCUAUGUUGCUGAUGGCUCCCAAGCUAAAUGAGACAAACCUGAACCAGGAGCUGAUGCGUCACUUUGCCCGGCUGCAGGCCAGAGAUGAACAAGGGCCAAUCCGGUGCAACACCACCGUCUGCCUGGGCAAGAUUGCCUCCUACCUCAAUGCAGGGACUCGACAACGUGUUCUUAUUUCUGCCUUCUCACGAGCAACUAAAGACCCCUUUCCAGCUUCACGCUCUGCCGGUGUACUUGGCUUCGCCGCCACACACAACUUCUACAGCUUAACAGAGAUCGCUGCCCGCAUCCUGCCCACCCUCUGUGCCGUUACUGUUGACCCUGAUAAGAGCGUCAGGGACCAGGCAUUUAAAGCCAUCAAGAGUUUCCUUUCCAAGCUGGAGACCGUGUCAGAAGACCCCACCAAGCUGGCUGAUAUGGAAAAGGAUGUAGCGUCAUGUGCUCAGCCUGCAGGUGCCUCUUCCAGCUGGGCCGGCUGGGCCGUGACUGGCAUGUCCACCAUAACUUCUAAGCUGAUCCGAAACGCUCCAGGGACAGAGGGGGGUGCAGCAGCCGAGGGCAGUGAGCCCACCAACACCCCCAGCCCUACCGGUGCCACUGACGGAGCACCUUUACCUGGUUCUGAAGCUAAAAUUCCACAAGCCUCUGUGACUCGUCAUGUUGCCACAAGUGGUGCCAACCAAUCGCAGACUCAUGAAGUAACAAGCAACAAUGACGAGCCAAUAGGAGACCGCUGGGAUGAAGAGGAGGACUGGGGAAGUUUGGAGGAGCCAGAGAAAGCUCACACUGAGCCAGAUGACUGGAACACUGACUGGUCAGGAAUGGCAUCAUCCAAAAAGAAGGCCAGUGACAAAGGAGUGGGCCGGUCGUCGUCCUCCAUGGCAGUGAAGAAGCAGAGCGCUGACUGGAGCAGCUCAGGCUGGGACGCCGACGACAGCUGGUCCAACGACAAGGAGGGGCAGGGUCAGAGCUCGGCGGGCGAGGAAGGCUGGGGCAAUGACUGGGGGGAGGAGGACACAGACACAACCUUGGCCAAUACGACGCUCCCCCUGCCCGAAGGGGUGCGGUUAGCCAGCGAGUACAACUGGGACAGCAGCAGCUCAGCCAACAAGGGGGCUAGCCAGAACGAUCUGUUCGCCAGCGUGUCCCAGAGAAACCCAGCCGGCACUGCUGCCACCACGACUGGAGAUGGCUGGACUGCAGAGGCAACAGGAGACUGGGGAGCUGAGGAGAGCUGGGAGUCAGUGGAUGGCAACCAGGGUCUCAGCAAGGCCGAACUUUCCAAGAAAAAACGGGAAGAGAGGAGGAAAGAGCUGGAGGCAAAACGGGCGGAGCGCAAAGCUGCUAAAGGUCCUCUCAAACUGGGUGCACGCAAGCUGGACUGAUGGGGAUCCAAAGCAAGAUUUGAGGGUGGGGAGGUAGAGGGAGGAACCAUAGACCACAGUGACUGGAGCCAGAGCAGUAGAUGGAGGCUUAACAUUCCACAAACAAAGGACCAGAAAGAAGUUUUAGCAGUGAACGAAAUACUGUGAACGAGUGUGAAAGAUGAAAACGUUACAGUUGGUCAGUAGAUGACUCUCAGCUUUGGGAUUCUGUCUUUCUUCAUUCGGGAACUGACAGAUGGGUGAAAAGGCAACAAUCUAGUGCUUUAUGAAUGCAUUAUUGUGGAUGGCAGAGCUGAAACAAACACAGGGACAGAAAGAUGGAAGAGCAGCAGCCCGAGUUGAACACAAAAUGUGCCCCCCACUCAUUAAGUUGCAGUUGUAAAGUAAAUGUAUAUAAACAGUGCAUUUUGUCUUAACAUGACAUGAAGAAAUGACACUUUUUUUAAGAAUUGUUAAAUAUAUAUAUAUAUAACAUAAUUAUCAGAAUCAAAUGUAUUAGACUGAAUGUUUUUCAGUUCACACACACACACACAAAGUGGAUAUGAAUGUUUUAGUUCAGUUAUCACUUAUUUACAAAUUUAAGACUUUAAAAAAAUCCAUGCAUGCACCUGUAUAUUUGUGUGGCCUAACAGAAGGUUUCCUGGCCCAGAGUUUUCUUGGCACGUUCAACACUGUAUUUUACCGAACUGAACUGGCCCGACAAGUGACACAUUUGACUGAUUUUAGAUCUGUGAACGUGUCACAUGCACUGCAGACACAUGAUGGGAAUAAGUAGUUAAAUUGAUGCUGGAGAACUGGUUGCAAGGGAAAAUCAAUGUAUGUGUUUACAUGCCUUUUUCCUGUGUGUCCUAGUAGUGCUGUGGUGAAGGGUUUAUGAAAUCAAGAGUUAUAUUUUUCAAAAUCCUUGGAUUACCUGAAGGUACCUGUAUAAUCCUUCAGAUCUCCCUAAACGUUUAUUUUACUCUUUUUAUUUGUGCCUUUUUAUUCAAUGAAAACGGAGCAUUUCAACUUGAAAUCUCUUUCCACCAGCAGAUUUUGUGUUUUCAUCAAACCUUACGGUGUAACCCCCAUAUCUUCUGCCUGUGUCGGAUAUGAUAUUGUUAGGUUUGGUGUUACUUAUACAGGAUGCCGAUUAGACACGAUCAACAGCCGUCACCAUUGGAGCUAAUGUCCUGGUACCAAGCUGUGUUUAUUUGGGGUGGACUGAGGAAGACUGGAUGCAAACUUUUACUGAGAAUCCAAAUCAUGUGGCAUGUUAGCUGUUAAUAAAUAUUAAGUAAAAUAAA